AUGGGCUCACUCCAAGUAUACCCCUCGACAAGUGCACUGCCAUCUUUAUCGCCCAUUUCUACUACAGAGACUCGGGUGACAAGAAAGCAAGUCCUAGCAGCGCUACGAACUCAGAGAAUCCCAGUUCCAGACCUCAUUCCACUUUUUUCACACUGGCCUUCUAAAGUCAGCCCAGAGCUGGAUAAACUACGAAAGGACGUGGAUACAUGGCUGAAUACAUUUUCAUUGCCUAGCAAGGCCCUGGAUGCGUUCAGAUCGUCAGACUUUGGACAUUUUGGGGCUACAUGGUGGCCAUAUGCCUCAGACUUCACACGCCUGCGGAUUGUAACAUAUGUGGCUAUUUGGCUUUUUAUUUGGGACGAUGAAAUUGACAAUGCUACCGGAUCGAUGUGGGAGGACUGGGAAAGUGCGCAAAAGUUUCGCCUAGAUACCAUACAAUACGUCGAGUAUUGCCUUGGCCUAGCACCCGAAGACCAAAAAGACCCUGAGCCACGGAGCUCUAUUAUACGGGGCUUUGAAGUGAUUGGUGUUACAAUUCGCGACUCCUGCAGUUUAACACAGCGAAAGAUGGUCUUUGAUGAAAUGAAGGAAUUUAUGAAGCAGUCUGAACAAGAACAACAUAUACGGCUCAACAAUGACCGACUCCCAUCUGUUGCUGAGUUCUGGAACUAUCGUCUUGGCGCUAGCGCCGUUUUCAUCUGUCUCGCCAUAAAUGAAUAUGCCUAUGGAGAUAUGGAACUUCCUGUAGAAAUAUUCGGAGACGCGGAUAUGAAAGAAAUCUGGCAACUAACCAAUAUAAUUAUUUCAGCGUCAGGCUCUUUCUUACUUGCUUCGUCUACGGGAUAA
Messenger RNA from Talaromyces rugulosus, 846 nucleotides. RefSeq lists its product as uncharacterized. The record is from RefSeq and is a predicted model, not a curated record. The transcript has 6 exons. NCBI's taxonomy places the organism in Eukaryota, Fungi, Ascomycota, Eurotiomycetes, Eurotiales, Trichocomaceae. Bases 1 to 846 code for a protein of 281 amino acids.